Oryza brachyantha (malo sina) is the source of this 1932-nucleotide messenger RNA. Its product is annotated as probable serine/threonine-protein kinase PBL7. Gene Ontology annotation, molecular function: protein kinase activity; ATP binding. The coding region runs from base 248 to 1675 and encodes 475 amino acids. Gene Ontology annotation, biological process: protein phosphorylation. NCBI's taxonomy places the organism in Eukaryota, Viridiplantae, Streptophyta, Magnoliopsida, Poales, Poaceae. The record is from RefSeq and is a predicted model, not a curated record. The transcript has 6 exons.
UUUUGGUUUGGCCACAAUCCAUCCACCCCAUUCCUAUCCAUCAUCCUUCACCUUCUUUCUCUUUCUUCUCCUCCUCCUCCAGUGUCCUGAGAAAAAAAAUUGUCUUUUUCCCUUCUCUUGAUGGUUGCUGGCUGCAACCUUCGAUACACUUGAGCCGAGUGAAAUCUCCUGCCGGAGCGACUAAAGAUUGGAGAUUUCUGCCGUUUUGAUCCCCUUCUUUGGUUGAGUUGGUGAGCCGGAUUAUGAGAUGGGCUUCUUGGCGUGCUUGUUCCCGUGCCCUCAGGAGGAGGAGGACGACGAUGGGGAGGAGCCAAGAAGCGGCCAGCGAGUUAGCUCAGUGGAGUAUUCAAAAUCAUCAGAAAGUUGCCCACUGAAAACUGAAAGGUCGAUAGAUAUGAUUGGAAUCCGGCGAAAUAGGGGACAUGGUGAAGCAACGAUCUUCACCUUGCGUGAGCUUGCUGAUGCUACCAAAAACUUCAGCGAGGAGUGCCUUUUGGGCCGAGGAGGAUUUGGCAGUGUGUAUAAAGCAUAUCUCAAUGAUAGACAGGUUGUUGCAGUUAAACAACUUGAUCUAAAUGGGCUUCAGGGGAACAGAGAAUUCCUUGUGGAGGUUCUCAUGCUUAGCCUCUUGCAUCAUCCUAAUUUAGUCCAUUUGUUUGGGUACUGUGUAGAUGGAGAUCAGCGCUUGCUUAUUUAUGAAUAUAUGCCUUUGGGAUCACUAGAAGACCACCUGCAUGAUCUCCCGCCUGGUCAAGGACCGCUAGAUUGGACAACACGGAUGAAGAUUGCUGCUGAUGCAGCUGCUGGUUUGGAAUACCUACAUGACGAGGCCAGGCCAGCAGUUAUUUACCGGGAUAUUAAACCUUCAAACAUUCUUCUUGGUGAAGGUUAUCAAGCAAAGUUGUCUGACUUUGGGCUUGCUAAACUUGGUCCUGUUGGUGACAAGACUCAUGUGACAACCCGUGUCAUGGGGACACAUGGUUAUUGUGCUCCUGAGUACCUCUCAACUGGAAAACUUACAAUAAAAUCUGACAUUUAUAGUUUUGGUGUGGUCUUUCUUGAGCUAAUUACUGGACGAAGAGCGCUUGACAGCAAUCGACCUCCUGAGGAACAAGACUUGGUUGCAUGGGCCCGUCCAUUGUUCAAAGACAAAAGGAAAUUUCCGAAGAUGGCGGACCCCUUGCUGCAUGGCCGGUUCCCCAAGAGGGGUUUGUUCCAGGCCUUGGCUAUUGCAGCAAUGUGUCUGCAGGAGAAAGCCAAGAACCGUCCUUCCAUUAGGGAAGUUGCUACUGCUCUCUCUUAUUUAGCAUCACAAACAUAUGAAAGACAUAGUACUCCUGCUCCUCGCCAUAACCCGGCUGGCCCUUCUGUGCCAAGAGCGCUGCUGGAUGAUCAGAUUGACCAAGACACUUCUUUUCCCAAUCAAAAUGGGGCUCAUAUGUCGGUGCAUACCGGAACGAGUCACAUGGUGCAAGAAGAAGUUAAGGAAAAUUGCUGGAGCAGUUCUCAUCGAUCAGGAAGGGGAAGAGUUGCCCCGAACGGCGUUGAUAGAGAGCGUGCUCUUGCAGAUGCCAAUAUAUGGGUCGAGGCUUGGAGACGCCAAGAGAAGACGAGCAAAAUGCGAUUGCCUACAUACAUUUUGAAGAAUGGUUCAGACUGCAUAAAGUCUUGUUAGAAGAUGACAGCGAAUAAUGUGCAAUGAGUUUUUUUUCUGUAGACCUACACCAGAGUGAGCGCUUGGAAGGUUUCACCGGUGAUGUCUACUACAUCCAGACAUUGUUUCACUGCAUACAUGGAUUCUCAUUUCUCAUGUAGAUAAUGUAGCUUCUACAGGUUAAAAGUCACAGGAGGGGCUCUGUACAUACAUGUAAUAAUAAUCCCCAUAACAUAAGUUGCAGAGAGCAUACAUACACAAUACAUGUUUUUUCUUUA